This is a messenger RNA of Arabidopsis arenosa, 1158 nucleotides long. Lineage: Eukaryota; Viridiplantae; Streptophyta; Magnoliopsida; Brassicales; Brassicaceae. The record is from the annotation of a GenBank genome assembly.
AUGUACGAUAAGUGAUAACAUAUCUCUCUCUAGCUAUAUCGCUCUCGCUUCAGAUUUUCACACCAAUCAUGGCAGCUUCUGCAACAUCAAAGCUCCUCGUAUCCGACAUCGCCUCAGUUGUUGAUCACGUCCCUUCAAACUACGUCCGACCAGUCUCUGAACGUCCAAACAUGUCUGAGAUCAAGAACCAUGGAGUGCCAGAAGAAACAAUCAAGCAAAUGAUGAAUGUAGGAAGAGAGUUUUUCCAUCAAUCAGAGAGCGAAAGGGUGAAGCAUUACUCUGCGGAUACCAAAAAGACAACAAGACUCUCCACAAGUUUCAACGUUUCCAAAGAGAAAGUCUCUAACUGGAGAGACUUCCUUCGACUCCAUUGUUAUCCUAUCGAAGAUUUCAUUAACGAAUGGCCCUCAACUCCAGUUUCUUUUAGAGAAGUCACAGCUGAAUACGCUACAAGCGUUAGAGCCUUGGUUCUGAUACUUCUUGAGGCAAUCUCAGAGAGCUUAGGCCUUGUGAAAGACCGUGUAAGCAAUACUUUAGGAAAACACGGUCAACACAUGGCUAUAAACUAUUAUCCGCCGUGUCCGCAACCCGAGCUAACUUACGGACUUCCAGGACAUAAAGAUGCAAACUUGAUCACUGUUCUUCUUCAAGAUGAAGUCUCUGGUUUACAAGUUUUUAAAGAUGGUAAAUGGAUUGCUGUUAAUCCUGUUCCCAACACUUUUAUAGUCAACCUUGGUGACCAGAUGCAGGUGAUAAGCAAUGACAAAUACAAGAGUGUGCUGCACAGAGCUGUUGUGAACAUCGACAAAGAGAGAAUAUCAAUACCGACAUUCUAUUGUCCUUCUGAAGAUGCUAUGAUUGGUCCAGCACAAGAGCUGAUCAAUGAGGAAGAAGACUCUCAUGCUAUUUACAGAAACUUUACAUAUGCUGAGUAUUUUGAAAAGUUUUGGGACACAGCAUUUGCAACUGAGAGCUGUAUUGACUCGUUCAAAGCUUCCACCGCCUAAGAUAGUGUACUUUAGAAUCAAUCAUGGUUAUGACUAUGUCGGUCCUUAGUUCUUGAUUGGAACUCAAAAACCCAUUUUGUGUUGCCAUUUCAAGAUCAGUAGUUUUCAAAAAUAAUAGAUCUGCUUGGAAAAAUAAAAUAAACCGUUCUUG